Molecule: messenger RNA, 1125 nt
Organism: Epithele typhae
Lineage: Eukaryota; Fungi; Basidiomycota; Agaricomycetes; Polyporales; Epitheliaceae
Exons: 5
Coding region: 1-1125 (374 amino acids)
Molecular function (GO): protein binding
Source: RefSeq, a predicted model, not a curated record
AUGGCCGAACAUUUGAUUCGAGUUCAAUGGGGCUCUCGCGCAGUGGGGUUCCGCCGCGACGACGUCGAGGAGUCGUACGCGCUAUCUGGCAACAUCAACGGCGUCCGGAUGGAAUUAUCCGACGACAUCAUGAGUCUCUUGCCUCUCGGGGAGGUUGUCCUACUUGAGAAGCUCGAGCGCGAAUCCGAUGGACCUCCUAGUCCAAUUCCAGAUCUGGAUGAACGUGCAUCGUCCGAACAGAGUUGUGUAAGCAAGCUUUUCGUGCAUGGGUUAAAAGGGAAAACUUUCACAAUCCGCAACGUUUCAACUCUUGCCGACGUGGAGAGGCGCCUUAUGAAAGAAGGCAUUUCAUGCGAUGGCAUGAGGCUGACAUAUUGCGGCCAACGGCUCGAAGACAGACAUCCACUGUCGUUCUAUGGCAUGCGAAAAGACUCCACCCUUGAUUUGACCCUCCCUCAAAAGGGCGCACAGCCUGUCAUUUACCUCUUACCCCCAUAUCUAAACCCCAUACCAGUCGUCGACGUCUCCGUUCUCCUCGUCCCCCAAUGGCGCUUUUCCCAAAGUUAUCCCCUCGCCGACACCAAGCUGAUCGCCGACUCCGGGAAAGAACGCGUCGCCUGGUCCGUCUCCGCCCGCCACGACGGCACCCUCGUCGAGCUCUCCUCCGGCCUCGAGCUCCCCUACCUCUUCUGGGAGGCCGAGCCGCGCCACGGCGUCCCCUCCUCCCCGCCCCCUCACCCGCGGCGCGCCUUCGUCGGGCACUUCGACCCCGCCGCGCCCACGCUCGACCGGACCAACGCGGUCUGCCUCCCCUUCGCCGGGCUCCUCCCCGUCUUCGUCACCCACCUGCUCCCGCGGCUCUCGAAGGCGCCGUUCGUCGCGCUGCGCUUCCUCCCGCGGGCGGCGUACGACCGCGCGGCGGAGCUGCGCGUCUCGGAGCCCGCGCCGGACGUCGUCACGCGCGUGUUCAUGCUCUUCCGCGGCGUCCCGGAGGCGGAGGUGGACGCGCGCAGGGGCGCGAUGGACGGGGGCAUAGACUGGGCGGAGGUGGUCGAUGUGCCGCAUGAGGCGACUGACGGGGGCGCGUUCAGGGUGCUAGAGUGGGGUGCGAUGAAGGUCCUGUGA